AUGUGCCGCUCCCCCCGUCGGGCAGAGCCGUGGAGGCAGUGCGCCCAAUGGCUCAUCCACUGCAAGGUGCUGCCCGCCAACCACCGGGUGACCUGGGACUCGGCGCAGGUGUUCGACCUGGCGCAGACCCUGCGCGAUGGAGUCCUCCUCUGCCAGCUGCUCAACAACCUCCGGGCGCGCUCCAUCAACCUGAAGGAGAUCAACCUGAGGCCGCAGAUGUCCCAGUUUCUCUGUUUGAAGAACAUACGGACCUUCCUCACAGCCUGUUGCGAGACGUUCGGAAUGAGGAAGAGCGAGCUCUUUGAGGCCUUUGACCUGUUCGAUGUCCGGGACUUUGGAAAGGUGAUAGAAACGCUAUCGCGACUCUCCCGAACACCCAUCGCGUUGGCCACAGGAAUCCGGCCCUUCCCAACAGAGGAGAGCGUCAGCGAUGAGGACAUCUACAAAGCCCUCCCCGACCUGAUAGACGAGACGCACGUGGAGGAUGAGGAGGGCCUGUAUGACUGUGUCUACGGGGAAGACGAAGGCGGAGAGGUCUACGAGGACUUGAUGAAAGCGGAGGAGGCGCAGCAACCCAAAUGUCCAGAGAAUGACAUACGGAGUUGCUGCCUCGCAGAAAUUAAGCAGACGGAAGAAAAAUACACAGAAACGCUGGAGUCAAUAGAGAAAUACUUCAUGGCACCACUAAAACGAUUUCUGACAGCAGCAGAAUUUGAUUCUGUCUUCAUCAACAUUCCCGAACUUGUAAAAGUUCAUCGGAACCUAAUGCAAGAAAUCCACGAUUCCAUCGUAAAUAAGAAUGACCAGAACUUGUAUCAAAUUUUCAUUAACUACAAGGAAAGGCUGGUGAUUUACGGGCAGUACUGCAGCGCCGUGGAGUCGGCCAUCUCCAGCUUAGACUACAUCUCUAAGACAAAAGAAGACGUCAAGCUGAAGUUAGAGGAAUGUUCCAAACGCGCCAACAACGGGAAGUUCACUCUCCGAGACCUGCUCGUGGUCCCAAUGCAGCGCGUGUUAAAGUACCACCUUCUCCUGCAGGAACUGGUCAAGCAUACCACCGACCCCACAGAGAAGGCGAAUCUGAAGCUGGCUCUGGAUGCAAUGAAGGACUUGGCACAGUAUGUGAACGAAGUGAAGAGAGACAACGAGACCCUGCGUGAAAUCAGGCAGUUCCAGCUCUCUAUAGAAAACCUGAACCAACCAGUGCUGCUGUUUGGACGGCCUCAGGGAGACGGGGAGAUCCGAAUCACCACUCUGGACAAGCACACGAAGCAAGAAAGGCACAUCUUCUUAUUCGACUUGGCAGUGAUUGUAUGUAAAAGAAAAGGUGACAACUAUGAAAUGAAGGAAAUAAUAGAUCUUCAGCAGUACAAAAUAGCCAACAAUCCUACAACGGAUAAAGAAAACAAAAAGUGGUCUUAUGGCUUCUACCUCAUCCAUACCCAAGGACAGAAUGGGUUAGAAUUUUAUUGCAAAACAAAAGAUUUAAAGAAAAAAUGGCUGGAACAGUUUGAAAUGGCUUUAUCCAACAUAAGGCCAGACCAUGCCGACUCCAAUUUCCACGAGUUUAAGAUGCACACCUUCAGCCGGGUGACCUCCUGCAAGGCCUGCCAGAUGCUGCUCAGAGGAACCUUUUACCAGGGCUAUUUAUGCUUCAAGUGUGGCGCCAGGGCACACAAGGAAUGUCUGGGAAGAGUCGACAACUGUGGCCGAGUUAAUUCUGUGGAAUCGGGGACGCUCAAAGCACCGGAGAAACGGACCAAUGGACUUCGAAGAACCUCCAGGCAGGUGGACGCAGGUUUGCCAAAGAUGCAGGUCAUCAAGAGCUACACCGGGAUGCCACCCCCCGCUCCCCACGCAGGGCCCCCGCUCCACAUCCAGGCCGGGGACACGGUGGAACUUCUGCGGGGCGACGCGCACAGCCUGUUCUGGCAGGGUAGAAAUUUAGCCUCUGGAGAGGUUGGAUUUUUUCCAAGUGAUGCCGUGAAGCCUUGCCCAUGCGUGCCCAAACCAGUAGAUUAUUCUUGCCAGCCUUGGUACGCCGGGGCGAUGGAGCGGCUGCAGGCGGAGACUGAACUCAUUAACAGGCCGAACAGCACUUACCUGGUGAGGCUCCGGACCAAAGAGUCGGGCGAAUAUGCAAUUAGCAUUAAGUACAAUAAUGAAGCAAAGCACAUCAAGAUUGUAACAAGAGAUGGCUUAUUCCACAUUGCAGAAAAUAGAAAAUUUAAAAGUUUAAUGGAACUUGUGGAGUAUUACAAGCACCACUCCCUGAAGGAAGGGUUCCGGAGCUUGGAUACCACCCUCCAGUUUCCAUACAAGGAGCCAGAGCCCGCAGCUGGACAGAGGGGCAGCAGGGUGGGCAGCAGCUCCCCCUCUCUGUUCUGUGGGUUUUCUCUUGUCCCUCCUCCAGACUUCAGCUUUGUCCCCCCUUCCUCCACUCCUUUCUGGUCAGUGCUGAGCCCCAAGGUGCUGGGCAUCGCCGUGGCGCGCUACGACUUCUGUGCGAGGGACAUGCGGGAGCUGUCCCUGCUGAAGGGGGACGUGGUGAAGAUUUACACCAAGAUGAGUGGCAAUGGCUGGUGGCGAGGAGAAGCGAACGGCAAGGUGGGCUGGUUUCCGUCCACGUACGUGGAGGUGGAUGAGUAGGUGCCGGUCCAGCGUGGCUCCGCCCAGACCCUUCCGAGGCGGACAGACCGAAGCCUACACGGGCGUGAACGAACCGAUGUGUUUCAAAAGCUGCAUUUCCGGCUAUUCCACGUCCCCCUCCUGAGUCUUAAUCCUGGGGUCUAAAUGCUGGUGCUGACAGACAGCUGGGCACGGGACAGCGACCACUGGGUCAUUGUCGGGGCCAGGGCAAAGCCCGAGCUUUCUUUGUCCCCCAAAGAGCCCAGCAAACACAUGGCUCGUCUUUCCACUUCCUCCAUCCGGUCCGACCCAGGAUGCCGCCAUCAGGAAACGCUUCCCGCCGGUUUCUUCUCACCAGAAUUCCUUCAUGGUCCAAAGAAGCAGAGCUCAGUGUUGCCCUUCCCAGCACAGAGCCCGCGAGAGCUCCACCGUCGGCAGCUGAUGGAGGGCCCAGUAUGGCUCCUCGUCUUCAAGGGCCUCCUGGGGGCUCAUUGCAAACACUUUCCUUCCGUUUCUCAUCGGUUGUCCUGGCCACAGCUGCGAGUCACUGUGCACAGAGGAGGAAAGUGCAUAAACGCGAGCAUCUCCUGUGAGGCCCUCCCGCCCCGUGGCCUCCUCAGGUUGUUUUGGAGACGUGGUCUCUCACUUGGUGAAGUCACCUUGGCUGGUAGGGGACAGGCGGCU
This is a messenger RNA of Myotis brandtii (Brandt's bat), 3312 nucleotides long. It is a transcript of the gene VAV3, whose product is annotated as vav 3 guanine nucleotide exchange factor. The transcript has 29 exons. Gene Ontology annotation, biological process: regulation of GTPase activity; intracellular signal transduction; cell migration. Gene Ontology annotation, molecular function: guanyl-nucleotide exchange factor activity; protein binding. The record is from RefSeq and is a predicted model, not a curated record. Bases 1 to 2649 code for a protein of 882 amino acids. Gene Ontology annotation, cellular component: plasma membrane; cytoplasm. Lineage: Eukaryota; Metazoa; Chordata; Mammalia; Chiroptera; Vespertilionidae.